Molecule: messenger RNA, 2919 nt
Organism: Corylus avellana
Lineage: Eukaryota; Viridiplantae; Streptophyta; Magnoliopsida; Fagales; Betulaceae
Molecular function (GO): RNA-DNA hybrid ribonuclease activity; nucleic acid binding
Source: RefSeq, a predicted model, not a curated record
AUGGUGAAGGAAGUGGGGGAUGGGCCAGGAUGGAAAUUUACGGGCUUCUAUGGGCAUCCAGAAGUGGCAAAGAGAAAAGAGUCGUGGGCUUUACUUCGCCAUCUCUCUUCGUAUAUGCCAUUGGCAUGGUUGAGUAUGGGAGAUUUUAACGAAAUUCUUAAUGAUGAGGAGAAAAUUGGGGUUUGUCGACAACCCAGAUGGCAAAUGGAGGCUUUUCGUGACGCUAUCGAGGGGUGCCGGUUGGAUGAUCUUGGUGCGGUGGGACAUAAAUUCACGUGGAGUAAUGGUAAAAAGGACAUCCAUUUCACGAUGGAACGUCUUGACCAAGCAUUGGCAAAUGAGGAAUGGCAGGAUUUGUACCCAAUCUGUAGGGUGGAAACUCUUGCUACAUGUGCGUCAGAUCAUGCCUCGGUGUUAAUUAGUUUCACAAAAACUGCUCCACGCCGGCGUCGAAGGAAAAAGAUAUUUAGGUAUGAAUCUGCUGGGCAUAAAAGUAAGUCACAUAAAGAAGUAAUAAAACAGGUGUGGAGGGUAAAACAGAAAAAUGGAGAAGGUCGGAGCAAGGUCAUGGGUAAAUUGGAGGAUUGUAAAAAUUCUCUUCUCCAAUGGAAAAGAGAGAACAAAAAUCUUUCAAACGACAUCCUUAAACAAACCAUGGAGAAAAUUCUGGAAUUGCAAGGGGAAGAGGAAGAAUGGGAUUUCGAUGAAAUAAGGGCACUAAAAUUAAAGGCGAAUGAUCUUAUGGAGGAAGAAGAGCUGAAGUGGCAACAACGUGCGAAAGCAGACUGGCUCAAGCAUGGAGACAAAAAUUCUAAAUUUUUCCAUGCUUGUGCCUCACAAAGGAGACGGGCAAACAAGAUCUCAAGUAUAAUUGAUGAUGAAGGGGCUAUAUGUGAUCAAGAUGACUCUGUUGCAGCAGCUUUUAUUUCCUACUUCAAAGGGAUUUUGUCAACGUCUUGUCCCACUGGGUUGGAGGAGGCGCUUGAGUUUUUACCCCGGAGAAUUACAGCAAAGAUGAAUGCCGACUUGGAGAGGGACCUUACUUUUGAGGAGGUUAGCACGGCUCUGAGUCAAAUGGCGCCCUUAAAAUCACCCGGCCCGAACGGAUUUCCUGCGGGUUUUUUUCAAGAUAAUUGGACUGUCGUGGGAAAUGAGGUAUUUUUGGCUUUAAAAUUUUUUUUCUCUUCAGAAUUUAUAAAUGUUGAAGUAAACUCUACUUUCAUUGCCCUUGUACCCAAAAAACCAAACUCUACUAAGGUUUCAGACUUUCGACCUAUAUCUUUGUGCAAUGUCUUGUAUAAACUUUUGGCUAAAGUUCUAGCAAAUAGGUUGAAAGUUAUUCUCCCCAAUAUUGUCUCUAGCAAUCAGUCAGCGUUUAUCUCGGGUCGGCUGAUCUCGGACAACAUUUUAGUGACAUAUGAAACCUUACACACCAUGCAUUCUAGGAUGUAUGGUCGUAUGGGUUACAUGGCCCUAAAACUUGAUAUGAGUAAAGCAUACGGCCAGGUGGAGUGGAUUUUUUUGGAAAAGGUGAUGGGAAAGAUGAGUUUUUCUGAAAAAUGGGUUAACAUGGUGAAUUUCAAACCUUCAAGAGCCUCACAACGCUGUGAUACUUACUUGGGUCUUCCCGCUCUUGUGGGAAAAACUCGAGUGAGGGAAUUUCAAUUUUUGAAGGAUAAGGUGAAGAGGAGAGUGUCUGAUUGGAAAACAAAAUUGCUUUCACAAGCUGGGAAGGAAGUGUUACUCAAAGCGGUGGUGCAGGGCAUACCUACGUAUAGUAUGAGCAUUUUUUUACUUCCAAAAGAGCUUUGUAAGGAGUUAAAUAAGAUGAUGCAACAAUUUUGGUGGGGCCACUCGAAGGAGGCACACAAAAUCCACUGGAUGAGUUGGGAAAGAAUGAGUAUGGCAAAAGCUAACGGAGGAAUGGGUUUUAGAGAUAUUGUGUGUUUCAAUAAAGCACUAUUGGCGAAACAGAGUUGGAGAUUAAUGCAAAAUCCAGAUAGUUUGGCUGCCAAGGUUAUCUCGGCGAAAUAUUUUCCUCGGGGCUCUUAUAUGACUGCAAAGAUUAGGAAUAAGCCCUCUUAUGCUUGGCGGAGCAUUUUAGCAGGUAGGGAACUGUUCCAGGAGGGGAUCUUUUGGAGGAUUGGAGAUGGCCGCUCAGUGUCCAUUUGGAGAGAUAAGUGGCUUCCUCGUCUGACAACUUACUCCAUUCAGACACCAUGUAGAAUUCUGCCCGAGGAAGCAAAGGUGGCUGAAUUGUUAGAUACAAAUCCUAUACAGUGGAAGAAGGCCUUGAUUCGGGAUAUCUUUAGUGAGGUGGAGGCAGAAAUCAUUUGCAAUAUACCUGUUAGCAGCUACCAACUACCGGAUAAAAUGAUCUGGUACCCCACAAACUCCGGGGAAUUUUCUGUAAAAAGUGCGUACCACAUUGAGAAGGAGCGCCAAAAUAGAAAGAAUGGAGAGGGUUCUAACCAAGAAAGAGGAAAGGAGGUCUGGAAGACUCUUUGGAGUUUCAAGGAUGAAAGAGGCCACGUUCUAGUAGCAAAAAAUCAGACGAUCCAUGCAAUCCAUGAACUUGUCACGGGCGAAGCCCUUGCAGCUUUACACGCAGCUGAAUUCUGUCGGGAGUUAGGCUUUUUCGAGAUUCUGCUAGAGGGAGAUUCGAUGUUGGUAGUCAAGGCCAUUGGGGGGAAUACCCAAAACUGGUUAAAGUAUGGGCAAAUCGUGGAAGACACCAAUAUGGUUCUGAGAUCCCUCCGACAUUGGAAGAUAGGCCAUGUCAAGCGUAAAGCAAACGAAGCGGCUCAUGUAUUGGCAAAGGAGGCAGUUAGGACGGUUACAGACAAUAUUUGGAUUGAGGAAAUUUCAGCUUGUAUUUUCAAUAUUGUUCUUUUAGAGCUUAAUGCUCUUUUUUCGUAG